AUGACUGCGGCGACGAUCACUCCGAUCGACCUGGCGCGGGCCAUCGUCCAACCCACGAGACUCCAAGAUGACUACGUAACGGUAACUCCCGCCCAAACCCGGGUAACCGUCACGGGCCAGACGACCCUGACGCCUAUCCCGAGAGUUCAACCCCAGAUCUCCCUGAUUCCAGCGACGGUUGCUCCCGGACCAAGCACAUCCACUCCGUCGCCAUCUCCAGUAUCUCAUCUCAUCGUACCUCCCGUGGCCGCGGUCAAGAGCACCGCGCUGCGACCUUCGAUUCGUCCUUUACAGCCUGCGUCGGUCCUCGGGACGAAUGUGGAGAAAAUGAUGGCAGCAGCAGCCAGGCUCACACCCCGAGUAGCAAGAACUCCAACGGUCGUCCCUUUCGUUAGAGCCCCGGUCGUCUCGGUGCAACAGACGACCAUUCAACCAGUGGCUCAGCAGAGCAGGCAGAGAACGAAGACACCGGCGGCCUUGAUACGACCUUCGAAUCACUUGACGUCCCAUGUCCCGAGAGGUCCUGCAGCGGUCGCAAGCAUCGCGGCAGGUCCUAAAACCGCGCUAGCGACGCCGAUCAUCCGGCAGACGACCGGGUCGAAUGUAGUUCCGGCACCGGGUCACAUACCCGUUGGCGCGAGAGUGUCCGCGGCGGCUCUGACCCCGCCGCGAACCUACGCCCCGGUCACGAUGGUGGAAGUGCCGAAAACUAAACAGUCGGUGGGGAAACUGCACCUGAGUAUCCCGCCGAGCAUCACAAUAGAGCCCAGAGUCCGUCCGACGGUGUGGACGGGAGCAAAACCAACGGCCUACAGUCCGGCCGUUGUCCAACCCACGAGCGAGAAAACGGCUCCGACGACGCCGUUCUACAAGACUGGCGGGACCAGUGCCCCGACGCAGUUCAACAACGGGAACACAACUUUCACUCCGAUCAACACUCCCCAGGCUCAAGCCACCAUACAGCCCAUAUCGAACGCUCCUGCCUCGCCGGCCGUGACAGUGACGAACAGGGUCACGGUCACCAACUCGAAGCGGUCCAAUAAAGCAUCUCCCGUUUACGUUUCGAACAAGGCCAAUAUGAACAACGUGGUUAUCACCACGCAACGACCAGUGAGCGUGAGAAAUGUCCCGCCGAAUCCAUUGAUGACGACACCGAGCACAAACCACUUCACAAUGCCAAUGGCGAAUACAUUCCAACAAUCUCUGAACGUGACGGGGUCGGACGUCGAGGUUCAACCGCGACCAAUUGGAUUUUUGACACCUCCGGGCCCCAGGCUUCAAGUCCCGGUGAUCAACGUGGGGCAAAACGUCCAGCCAGCAUCAGCGGGAGCUGUGGUGCUCAACAACGACGUUCUCAGAGGCAACUCUUCGGUCCCGUUCACGACCCCGGGGGCAUUUUUCCGGUACGAGACGUACCCCGCCUCGGCGUACUUCAACGCUCAGAGCGGAGCUUCUAAUCCGAUGCAGAUGACCGCGGGGGGUCUUCCUGGCGUUCGGUCGAACAGUUCUUUCAGUUCGCAGCGUCCGCUGAUGGUGACCGUCGACGCGAAAGCUCACCCCAGCACAUCGAGUAGAAACGUCAUCUCGGUCACUGCCACCAAAGCGGACGAUCGCACGAAGCCAACGGAACUCAAUGCGGUGCAAAAUUUCCUCAACCCCGAGAUCGCAGCCGGUCUUCAGCGGAUAAGCAGUGAAACUACCAUCACCAAAUUAGCAACACCCCCUCCUGCUUCCAUUACGGUGACGGCAAUUCCAUCUCCGGGUCUCGACCGCGUAACAACCUCAGUAAUAGAAGUAGGCCAUUCGACAAAAAUUGCGAAUCUGACAGAAAAAGUCAUCACGCAAGCGCUCUCGGGCGGGAAGAAAGUGAGCGGGAGUGCCACCCCGCCAAAGGUCAGAGGAGGUCCCCUCCCGAAUACGGCCCCAGGAAUUGUUCCGCUGCCCAUUACGGUGACCACGGUACCGUCGGCGUCGAAAUCGAAUCAACAAAAAACGAUGACUCCGAAGAAUCAACAAAAACCGACUACUCCGACGAAUCAACAAGCGACGCAAGGCAGCCCGAGCAGACCUUCGAUUCUGAGGAAAAGAUCCGCAAGUACGGCGGAUGCUUUCAAUGCGCUUCUUUCCUCCAGUGUGCCUUCCAAAAAGGGUCCCAGGGAUGAGCGAGCCCCGGCGAGCAUGAAACAGGAGAGCACUGAGGAAAAUUCUUAUAAUCACACGUCUGGUGACUCAGCCGCAAGGAGCGGCAAGCCUCAUGAGGAUCAGAAGGGACCGGCGAGUCCGCGGAAGAAACCUCGGAAACAAUUCCCGCAGCUGAGCGAGACCGGCGGGGAGGCCCGACCGGGGCAUCGGGAGCAGAACGGGAAAGACCAUGACGCAACUAUCAAUCAGCGACCGCAGCUGUUUGGAAGGCAGCAGCCUGGAUGGAAGGCUCGCCUCAAUCAUUUCCUGCGACAUUCGGACGUUCGUUGCAAAGACGAUCAGAAGCCGUCCGUCAAUGAGCUGGCGAACCAGAAGAGCGCUGCACAAAGAGCCCACGGUUGGAAGCUCUUCCAUAUCAGAGGACAAGUCGAAGAAGUCGAAACGAUCGAGUCGGACGUCGUACAUCGAUUCGAAAAAAUUUUGGAAGAUUUCGAAACAUCGAGCAGAGCCAUGGAGCGGUCCUCGUUCGGACCUGAAGACGAGAGGAUGCUCACUAAGAUCGCCGACUUGAUAAAGGGGAACCUACAGCGGAGCAAGAUCAUGCAGGACCAUAUGAUCGAAGUCAAGAAGCAGUUAGGCAAAGUUCUCGAGCACAAGGGUGGAGUGCUAAACGUAAUCGGCAAACAUGUCAGCAAACGACCGCUGAAGAAGCGGGAAAUGCUGUGA
Messenger RNA from Galendromus occidentalis (western predatory mite), 2868 nucleotides. RefSeq names its product histone deacetylase complex subunit SAP130-like. Gene Ontology annotation, biological process: negative regulation of transcription by RNA polymerase II. Gene Ontology annotation, cellular component: Sin3-type complex. The transcript is spliced from 4 exons. NCBI's taxonomy places the organism in Eukaryota, Metazoa, Arthropoda, Arachnida, Mesostigmata, Phytoseiidae. Bases 1 to 2868 code for a protein of 955 amino acids. The record is from RefSeq and is a predicted model, not a curated record.